Molecule: messenger RNA, 11490 nt
Organism: Paramecium primaurelia
Lineage: Eukaryota; Ciliophora; Oligohymenophorea; Peniculida; Parameciidae
Source: the annotation of a GenBank genome assembly
AUGAUUUAAAAUUAAAUUUUAGAAGCAGAUCAAAUAAAUAAUGAAAAAUAAUUAAUAAGUGAACAGAAUGAUUAGAAAAAUGAGAAGGUGAAUUUAUAACAUUACAAGAGUUUUGAUAAAUAAGAAGUAUUAAGUGAAAUUGAAUAAUAUUAUACAAAUCAUAAUUCAUUAAGAAAUAUUCUUAAAGAAUUAUUGCAUAUAUCACAUAAAAUACAAAUUCCAGAUGAAUAUCUAAAUGAUAUACUUAAUUAUCUUUAAGAUAAAAAAUAGGAUUAACAAUAAAUACUUACAUGCUGUCAAAUAUUAAGAUAAUCUAUUAUAAAGGGAUCAAACAUUUAAAUUGAAAAGCUCAUUGAUAUCUUUAGUGUGAUUAGGAAUAAAGAUUCAUUAUAUGAAUUAGUUAAAAUAUUGUCUAUAAUUCAAUAAUAAAAAUAGUUAAAGGAGGAAUAUAUAAAUAAGAUUUUAAAUUUUAAUGAUCUAGAUUUAUAGAUAAGAUAAUAUCUUAUUAAACUGAAAAAUAUCUCUAAUCCAUAAAUUAAAGAAGAUUCUUCGAAUUUAGAAUAAAAUAUUUUAUAAGAAUAACAAGGUUUUUUUAGUCAUGUAAUAUUAACAUAUGAACGUCAUGAUAAUUAUGAAAUACUUUAUGAUUUUGAUGAUAGUUAAUAAAUAACUACAAUUAAUUAGAAUCAGGAGAAUAUUAUAGCAAAUGAAUUGGUUGAAGUUUCUAAUAAUGUCAUAGACAAUAGAUAAAUAGAAUUAAAAAAAAAUAAUGUUCCAAAUACUUUUUUUAAUAAUACUUAUGAUACUAUAAAAUAGAUAUAUAAAUAUGCAUAAUAACAUAAAAAGAUUUAAGAUGACCUUAAAGAUAGAUAUUUACCAGAUAAAUUAUUUGGAUCAAAAUAUUUUUCAAAUGGAAUUCUUGGUGAAUAUUUAUGUGAUCGAAUGAUAAUAUAAAUAUUUAGAAUUAUCUCUGAAAGCUAAUCAUUAAAUGAUUAAACUAUUAAUAAAGUCUUUUAAUUAUGUGAGGAGAUUAAUACUGUUAAAAAGUUUUUCUUAUAAGAUUUAUCUGAUGAUAUUUAUGUUAAUUCAAUUCACAGAAGUGAAAUAAAAAUAGAAAAUUUGGAUUCAAUUGAAGAAUUUGUUAAAAAGAUUCUAAAGGUAUUCUUUGACUUUGAUCAAUUUCAUACUAAAUUUUCUAUUAAUCAUACUGGUUUAAUCGGUAAUAGUUCAUUAAGCUGUUUUGGAGAUAAAAAUAGCAUAGUUGUUGAAAAAGUAAUUGAAAUUAUGUUAUCUGAAUUUUAAAAAUUAAGAGUAUGUGCUAUUUAAAUUAUUCACAAUCUUGUUUCCAACAAUUUAAUUGUCUUAAAUGAUACAAAAAUAAAAUUUAUUGAAAGCCUUUAAUAUCUUGAUGAAUAAAAUUUUGAAUUUCGUGUAGUUGCUUUAAAGAUUUACUGUUUAACUAAUAAGAAUAAUUCUCAAGAUGUGUUUAAUGUUUGUAUGAAAAAAAUAGAAAAGAAUUAAUUUGAAGGAAUUGAAUAUAUACUCAGUCAGACUUUAACAAUUGAAAAUGCAGAACGCUUAUUAGGGGCUAAUAUAGAGAUGAUAAUUGGUAAGAUUACAUCUGAUACAAUAUAAAAAGAAAAUGAAAUUAAGAAGAAAUUAACUGAAAUUGUUAGCAUUUUUUUAAGUUAUGAGAAGUUAAAUAUUAAUGAAAAUGAUUUUGAAAGAUUAUUCGAUCUUUUUUUUAAAUAUUAAGACUCAGAUUUAUAAUACAAAUUUUACUUACUUAAAUCUAUUAUAUAUUUUUUAAAAAAGAAUCAAGAUCAUUAAGAAAAUAAAUACAAUAAGCUUAUUGAUAAUUUAUCUAAAUUUGAAGAUUAAUUAUAACACUUAAUUAUUUUAAGUUUAGUAACUACAUUUAAAAAAGGCUCAAAAUUUAAAAUAAAAAUUUCUGACUGUUUAAUACAAAAAUUAAAAGUUUCUUAAAAGAUAAAUCCAAAAGGAAUGAUUAUUGAAGAUAAUGAUACUAAUAAUCCAAGUAUUUCUUUAAUUGUUACUGAAAUUAUUUAUAAUUAAGUAUCACAAUAUCAUAUCUAACUUUCAUAAAUAACAAUCGAUUACUUGAUAUCAAAUCUAAAGGAUUAAGAUAAUAAUUUAACAUUGUAAACUGCAAAAAUAUUAGCUGAAAUUGACUAAGAUAUUUCAAAAGAGAAUUAUGAUAAAUUAAUUUUGCAUUUUUUUGAUAUUUUUAAUGAUUAAAAGGGAUAAUCAUUUAUUUAUGCACUUGUGUAUACAAAAGCUAUUUUGAUAAAGUAAAUUAAUGAGGCUAUUGAAUUUAAAUAUAUUGAUAUUUUAACUUAGAUUUGUCAUUUAGAUGAUUAUUCUGAAAAUAAAGAAUACUAAUAAAUUUAAUAAAAUAUAUUAACAAUCUUAAAUAAUUAAACAUAAAAAAAAUAAAAUAUACCAAUAGAAUUUAUGAUUUAAUUUGAAAAUAUUUUGAUUCAGGAUUUAUAAAUCUAAAAUAAAAUUAUUGAAAUUCUUAUAGGUUAUACAAAAUAUUAAAAAAUACCAGAUAGAUUAGUAGUAGUACUUGAAAUCUAAUUAAAUAAAUCAGAUAUAUAAUAAAAAUGCUUAGUGAUUUUAGAAUAAGUUAUUCGUAUGGGUUAAAUUGUUAGUGAUACUACAUUAUAAAAAUUUAUUGAUAAAAUAUCAAACAUGGAAGAGGGUUCUGAUAAAUAUUAUGAAAUUUUAGAAAUAGUAGAAAUGAAUCAUUCAUUAUCUGAAAAUAUAUUUACAUCUAUAUAAUUAGAAAGAGCUGGAUAAGCAAUUAAAUAGAAAUCUAAUGAUUAUAAUCAUGCAAUAAACUAUAUAUAUUAAAAAGUAUAAGAAGGUUAAGUAAUAUCAAACAAUAUAUUUUAAAUUAUUGAAAAUACAUUAGAUGAAUUAAAUGAUACUGUAAUUAAAAUAUUAGAAUGUGUAUCUAGUAAUAAUUAAAUCAUUCCAAACUCAGUUGUUGAUAAACUUUAGAAAAAAUUGAAUAAUUAAGAUAUUAAUGAAAAUAUUAUACGUAUAUUUAUUAAUAUGGUAAAGAAUAAUUAAGAAUUUUCUGAAGAACUUAUACUUAAAUUAGAAGAAAUGUUAGAUAAUUAAACUAUUACUUAAUUGAUAGUUUAAUUUUUUGCAAUUCCUAGUUAAAAUUGUAAAUUAUUUUCCACAUAAUUAAUUGAAAGAUUAUGUAUGCAUAUAUAAAAUACAAAUGAUAUAAAUUUAGAAUUUAGUCUGCUCUAAGCAAUCAAUACUAAAAUUAAUGCCAAUAAUAUAUUUUAUUAAGAUGCUUAACAUCUUAAUUUAGUUAUUUAAGUUUUAAUAUCAAAACUUUAGAUAUCUAAAUAAAUUUUAAUUCCUUUAUGUUUAAAAAUUAUUAAUGAUAUACAAUUACGUCAAAAUAUAUUAGACACAUAAUUAUAAUCAAUAUUAAUAAUAUUAAUAAAAUAAAAAGAAAUCAAAUAUGAAAUAAAAAUAAAAAUUAGUAAAAUAUUAAAAUUAUGUGAACUUGAUGCAUAAACAACUUAAUUUAUCAAUUAAUUUUUAUUGACUUAGGAUUUGAAUACUAAUAAUAAAAAUAAUUUGUUAACUUUAAAUGAUAUUAAUGAAUAGAUUGAAUUAUUACCUGAAACUUUAGAUUAAAUUAAUUAAAUUUUAUAAGAAUGUAAGGAUCAUGAACUUUUAUAAUUAGCUAUUUCUUUAUUAAAUAAUUGCAAAAAUAAAGAUUAAAUACCAGAUAAUAUAAUAUAAAAUAUUGUGAUGUUUAUUUCAUACAAAGAUUAGGCAUCUCAAUGUUUUAAACUUCUCAAUCAAAUAGCUUAAUCUACAAAAUCAUUUCCAAAUACUAUUUUAACAUUUUUAAUUGAUAAUUAUUCAGAUCAAUUAGAAUGUGCCUUAUUUUCAUCAAAAGGAAAUGAAAUAUUAAAUGAUAAAUUGAAAAUAAUUGAAUAAUUAGAUAAAAAAAUACCCUAUGAGUGCUCAAUUGAUUUACUUAAAAGAAUCAAUAAGUCUAUGAAAUUAGGAUUUAUAUUUUCAGAAUAAAGAAUAAAAUUAUUUUGUAAUACAUUCUAAUUAGGAAAGUUAUAAAAAGAUUAGAUUUAUAUUUAUUCAAAAAUUUUAUCUAAAUUUGUGUUGAAUUAAUUAAUUUUUAAUGAAGAUAUAGUAAAUUAAAUAGAAGCAUUAAUUUAACUAAAUGAUAUCAAAAUAACAAAUAAAAUAAUUAUAGCAUAUACAAAGAUUAUAGAAUAAAAAAAGUAUUAGAAUCUUCAAAAUUGUAUAGAUUGUUUAUUGAACAAAGAAAUAUAGAAUUUAGCUUUAAGUGAAUGUAUUUAUUGUGCUUGUUAAUUUGGUGAUAAUUUGUAAUAAAGUUGGGUGAAAUUUCUAGAGGUCAAUCUGAUAAAUAAAUCUGUAAUUAUUAGUAAUUUUUGUUUUAAAGGAUUACGAAUUGCUAAGGAAAAAGGAUUUAAUUCUAAAUUUUUUAAUGAAUUUUGUGAUAUAAUAAUAAAAGUAUUAGAACAAAUUAAAAUGCCAAUUGAUAGAGACGACGAUCUACUUGAAACCAUAAAUUAUUUAUAAUAGUAUGAUUUAGCUAAAACUUUUAUCAAUUGUGAAGAUUGGAAUAUAGGAUUACUUGAAAAUGGUUUUGAAAUAAAAAAUACAGGAUGUUAAAUGAUUUAAAUCAAAAAUAUUAUUAAUUAGGAUGAAAAAAAUCAAAAAUAUUAUACUUAAUUUUUAAAAACAAUUAUUUAAAUUGAAGGAAUGAGUUAAAUUGAAUUUAAAGAUUUAAUUAUUUUUAUCAAAACAAUAGGAUUAGAAAAUAUAACUUAAUUAUUGAAAUAAAAUAUUAUCUAUAAUAGUAAAUAAAUUAAGGUAAAAUUAUAAUGGUUAAAAUUGAGAUAAGAAUGGUUAAAUUAGAUGAUAAUUAAAAAGAUAAAUAUACAACUUUUAAAUAGUCCAUAUAUUUAAAUUUUGACAAGCCUUAUAAGUAAUUAUGAGUAAUUAAAUUGUGAAUAAUCUGCUUAUUUUUUUGAAUAAUUAAAAGAGAUCGACAAUUUUCAAGAAUUUUAAAGUCUCUUAGAGUUUAUUAUAAAAUAUAAAUGUAUUAUUUAGAAGUCUGAACAAUAAUAUACAGUAAAGGAAUUAAAAUAAUAUUUUGAAAUUUAAAUUAUAAUUCUUAGAUUUCCAAAAUAUUAAGAUGACAAAUUAUUAAAGAAUAUUAUCAAAUAAUUACUUAUUAAAGGUUGGACUUUUAAAAAAUAGAUAGAAAUUCUUGAUAAAGUUUAGCCAUUGAAUUUAGAUUCAAAGAAAGAGAAAUCUAUAGUUUAAUUGUUCAAGACUCUUUAUUAUUAUAAAGUUUAACCAGAUAAAGAUAUAAUAAGUAUCUUAGAUAAUGAUGAAUAUCAUAAUUGGAAUAAUUAAGUAUAUAAUUUAGCUUUGAAAGAUAUUUAAAAUAAAGCUGGAGCAAAAGAUAUAUAAAUAUUAGUAGAUGAAUUGAAAUAAAUAAAUAAAAAAUUAAUAAUUAAUAAAGAUUUUUAUAUGAAUAUGAUUAACUAAAUAAAGGAAAAGGGUUAAGAAAUAUCAGAUUGGAAAAAGAAACAUAUAUAAAAAUGGGCUAACGAUGUAAAAUAAUAAUAAAAAGAGAAUUUCAAAAAUAUAAGAUUUAUAGUUGAAUCAAUAGCUGUGAUCAAAUAAGCUAUUUUUAUUUACUAAUAAUUGAAUUUAACUUACUCAUAAAUUAUGAGUGCUUUGAUAAUUUUAUUGUAAGGAUAGGAUGAAGGAGUAUUAUUAUAAGUAAGUACUGGUGAAGGUAAAUCCAUUAUAAUAUGUAUCAUCGCCAUAUUUUAUGGAUUAUAAGGAUUUGCAAUAAAUAUUCACACCAGUUCUCCUGUUUUAGCAGAGAGAGAUUCAAAAAAGAUGGCAAAUCUAUAUAAGUAUUUUGGUCUUGAAUGUAGUGAUAAUUGUGACAAAUCAAAAUACAUUAAAAAUGUUAAAUAAUGUUAUAAAAAAGAUAUUGUUUAUGGUGAUGUAUCCUAAUUUUAAUUUGAUUAUCUAAGACAUCAUCAUAAUUAAUUAAAUACAAUGGGUGACAGAAAAAUGGAGAUAGCUAUUGUUGAUGAAGUUGAUAGUAUGCUUAUAGAUGAGAGUUCAAAAUUUGCUAGAUUAUCCACUACAGUUGCUGGUAUAUGUCAUUUUUAACCUAUAUAUUUAUUUAUUUGGUAAAGAAUUAAAUUACUUGAUGAAUAAAUAGUUAAAAUUGAUUCGAAAUAUUAUUACUUUCAUGAAAAAAUUGUAAAAAAUGAAAAUAAGUUAAGUCUAUAAAUUUAGAAAUCAGAUGGAAAUAUAUAAAUCAUUGAAGAUUUAGAAUAGUUUAUUUUGAAGAACUAAUUACCUAUUCCAAAAGAAAUAGGAGAAAUUAUUGAUAAUUUAGAUGAUUUUAUAAAAAUAGAUAUAGAAUAAUAUAUUAAAUGGAUAGUCUAUGAAAAUCAAAUCAUCAUUCUACCUAAUUAUUUUAAAUAAUAUUUAAAACUUUAAUUACCUAAUUGGAUAUGUAAUGCUUUAUAAGCAAUUAAAUUUUAAGAAAAUAUUCAUUAUAUUAUUAGUGAUGGCUAAAUAAAACCAGUUGAUUAUUAAAAUACAGGAAUAAUUUAGAAUUCUACUUAUUGGGGAAAUGGAUUACAUUAAUUUUUAUAAAUAAAACAUAAUCUUAAAAUUACAUCUGAAACUUUCUUAACAAAUUUUUUAUCUAAUGUUGGAUAUUUUAAAAAAUACAAUAAAAGAUUAUUUGGUUUAACAGGUACAUUAGGUUCGGAAAAAGCUUAAGAAAUGUUAAAUUAAGUUUAUGGUGUUAAUUUAGUUUUUAUUCCUUAAAAUAACUAUAAAUUAUUUAAGGAAUUACAAUUAGUUGUUGUAGAUAAUAAUAAAAAAUGGUUGCGAGAAAUCAUUUAAUCAGCUAUUAGUGAAUGCAAUAAAAAAAGAGGUGUUCUAAUUAUAUGUGAAACUAUAUUAGAUGCUCAUAAAAUUUAAGAAAAAUUAUAAUUGAAAUAUAAUAAAGGUAAUAUCAAACUUUAUGAUAUGAAUAAUAAAUUUUUGGAAAAGGAUAUUGAAAUGAUUUAUCCACAUCAAAUAUUUGUUGCUACAAAUCUUGCAGGUAGAGGCACUGAUAUCAAGACAAAUAAUAUUGAAGAAUAUGGAGGAUUACAUGUAAUAUUAACAUUCAUGCCUACUAAUUAAAGAAUUGAAGAAUAAGCAUUUGGCAGAACUGCUAGAUUAGCCAAUAAAGGGACAGGAUAAAUUAUUUUAAAUUAAUGUAAUAUUAAACAUUUAAUUGAUGAUUAAAUAGAUUAUUCAGAAUUAAAGAAAAAAAGGAAUGAAUUUGAAGCUAAAAGAUUAUAAGAGUAUAUGGAUUAUAAUUUAAAAUAAAUAGAAAAAAAAGAGAUGUAUUUUGAAAAGUUUUGUAAUCUUUUAAAUCAAUAAAGAUAAAUUAUUUAAUCUUAAAACUAAUUAAAUUAAUUAGAGAGACAUUAUACAAAUUUAAAUAUUGAAGAAAAAUGGGCAGUAUUUCUAAUGUAGAAUUAAGUUAUUUAAGAAAAUACAGAUGAUAAGUUUAAAGAAUUUGAAGAUCAUGUGAAUAACCUUUGUGAAAAGAAAGAAAUAAUAUGCAAUCCUUAUUAUAAAAUAGAUAUUUAACAAUCUCAACUUAAAAAAUAAACACAAAUAUAAGAUAAAAUAAAUGCUUUAAAUGCCAUCAUAAAAGUUGAUGGUGAUCAAUUAGCUAUUAUUUAUUAAGAAUUAGCCUACCUUUAUCUUUAAACAGAUAUUUAAGAUAAAAAUAAAGCAUUGAACUAUUUAUAAAAGACAGCUGAAUUAUUAAAUAAAGAAUUUAUAACAUGGUAGAGUUUAAAUGUGAGUUUAUCCAAAUAUUUGAAGAAUUUUCAAGAUAGUGAUUUAUAAUAAUAAAUUAUAAAAAAACUUUAAAUUAUUGAAACUUGUGCAAAUAGUAUAGAAGCAAAUAUUAAAGUAAUUAAAAAAUCUUAAAGAUUAAUAAAUAUUGUUAAUAAAGAAGAAAAUGGUAAUUAAAAAGAAAUCUAAAUAAAGUUAAUUCAUCUUGGCUUAGAAAAGAAGGAAGCUAUUAAAUUAUGUUCUUCUAUAAAAUCAAAUAAUAUUUAAUUGAUAUUUAAUGAUCUAUCUUAUUAUGAAGACUACAUUGAUUAAGAUUCUGCAAUAAAGACUAUUGAAUAGAUUUGUGAUAAAGAUUAAUUAAUCGAAAAUUAAAUCACUUUACAAUUAAAUGAAAUUUCUGUAUCCAAACUAAAUUUAUUAUUUUAUAAAAGAGAUAUAAAUAUGGGACUUUAUAAAGAAUUUGUAUUAUAAAUUUUAAAAGAUUAAAAAAAAGUACAAAAACAUAUACUUCUAAAAACACCUUAAUAAAAUUAUGAAGCAAAAUCUAUUUAAGAUGCAAUAGAAAUAGUUAAUAAUAUAGAUAAUGAAAUUUUAAUGGAUAUAAUCUUUAUGAGUGAAGAGACAAAAUAAUGGUAAACUGAUUUACAAGAAAAUAUUAAGAUGGAUAUUGAAAUUAUAGAUUUGGAUAAAGAAAAAGUUAAAAAAGAAUUAGAAAUUAUCAAUUAUGAAUCAAUUAAUCUUGUGAUAACAUGUGAUAUUGAAGAUAUUUCUUAGAUAAUUAAAUAAGAAUAUUUAAUUAAAUUGAAACAUCUCAACAAACAAUUACAAAUGUUAUAUAAUAAGAAAUAAGCUUAAUAAUUAUUUGAAUAGAUCGAAAAUAAAUAUAAUAUUUAAACUAUAUCAAUUCCAAAUAUUGAAAAAGAAAACAUUCUAAAAAUAUUGAAUAUUUGUAAAGAUACGGCUAAAUUCAAUUUAUAAUUUAAUAAAAUAAAUAGCUUCUAUUCUUUUGAAGGGAAUAAAUUAGUUAAUGUAAGAUUUAGAACAGAAAAUAUUAUGUGGAGUAAAAUACUAAUAUAAUAAUUAAGAAAAUUCUAAUUAGAAUUUUAAUUGAUUUUUAAUUGUCUAAAUUAAGAGUAAACUCGUAAAUAUAUUGAAUAAGCUGAUAUAUAAUUAAAAAGUGUCAAAAUAGUCAAUAGGAAAAAAAUAAAGGAAUAUAAUUUAACAAAAAAUUUAGAUGAUUUACAAGAAUAUUAGGAUUUUGAAGCAAGAGGAAUUAAAGAUAUCAUUAUUUUAAAUGAAAAUAAGUUUAUUCCAUUUUAUAACAUGUUAUUUCUUGGUACAGUAGCCUUUUCCUAAUUGAUAGUUGGAGGUCUAUUAAUGACAACUGGACUUGGAGGUAUUGUUGGGAAUAUGAUUCUUUAAGAAGGAGUUUCAGAUCUCAUUAUUCUAAUAACAUCAUACUAUAAAAGAGAAUUCUCUUGGGCUGAUUACUGUUAUUAAAAGAUAGCCAGCAUAUUAUGCACUACUCUCACUUUUGGAUUGAAAAUAAUUAGGGAUACCAGCAAAACUAAGGAUUUCUUUCAAAUUAUAGACUAAAAAUAAAGCAUAAAAAUGUUAAAAAUAAAAUCGAUUUUUCAUGAAACAUGGAAAUAAUCUUUUUAGUCAUUAGCCCUUAAAGGAUGUAAUCUAAUUCUUACCAAAAUGUUUUCAGCAACACUUGAAAAUACUAAGUCUUAAUUGUAGUAAUUUCUUUAUAAAAUGAUUUAAGAAAAAUUUUCUUAAAAAGAUACAAUUAAACUUCUUAGAAAAAUUUAAGUUUUAAAUUAAAUCUAAAAAAGAAACUUGGUUGAGGAUAUAAAUAAAUAUAUUUCGAAAGUCUUAAAAAUAAUUAGGUUAGUAAAUACUUUUACUAGUUAUCUUGAAAAUUUCAUAAUAAAAUUUUCAGUCCAUUAGGAAGGAGGAUUUGGAAGCUGGAUUUACUCUUUAUGUUGUAAAUUUAUUUAAGAAGUAUUGAUAAUUUUAUAAUAAAAAAAAUUAAUUGAUUAUUUGCAUACUGAAUUCAAAUCCUAAUUGAUUUUAUUUGCUAAAACAGAAUAUAAUCUCUAAUGUUUAUACUAAAAAUGGAUUAGUAACAAACCUUUAAUAGAAAACUAAGCAAGAGUUAAUGAAUCCUUAACAGAUUUAAAUUAAAAAUUGGGUGAAAUUCUUUAAGUUUAAGAUAAUAUCGAGUAAAAUACAUAUUAUCAACUUACUGACGAAUUAAAAUAAGUUUUAAUUGAAAAUUAAACUCCUAAAUAAGUAUAAGAUUUCUUAAGAUAUUUAUCAGAAAAUGAAUAAAAACUUGAAAGUUAAUAAGAAGACAAAUUUAUAGAAAAAAUCAUUGAAGAUAUUUCUGAAUAAUUAACUUAAUAAUUAUACUGUUUGGCAGAAUAAUAAAUUUUAUUACCUUUGAUUAGUUGUGGAACUUCACAGUUAGCAAGCAAUUUUAUCUCAAAUUUUCAAUAUAAGGCUGUUGAGAAUAUAUCCAAAAUAAAAGAUUCUUUAAAUAAUGAUGAAGAAUACUUAAAUACAGUGACAUAAACUUAAGAUUAAAAAGAAAAUCAUUUAAAUACAAUAACAUAGACUUUAGAUUAAAAAGAACAUAAUUUAAAUACAAUAGUAUUGACUUAAGAUUAAAAAGAACAUCAUUUAAUUACAACAACAUAGACUUUAAAUUAAAAAGAGAAUCAUUUAAUUACAACAACAUAGACUUUAGAUUAAAAAGAGAAUCAUUUAAUUUCAAUAACAUAGACUUAAGAUUAAAAAGAACAUCAUUUAAUUACAACAACAUUGGCUUAAGAUUAAAAAGAAUCUUUAUAAUUUAUAAUAAUAUCGACAUCAGACUAGGCAGAAUCUUCAUAAUAAGUGGUAACAUAGAAUUAAGACUAAUAAGAAUCUCCAUAGCAGAGACAUUUUUGGUCUUUACAAUAAAGAGAAUCUUCAUAAGUUAUUACAACAUCAUCUUAAGAAUAAGGAGAAUCUUCAUAAGUUAAUACAAUAUCAUCUUAAGAAUAAGGAGAAUCUUCAUUGUCAGGGGGAACAUAGAAAAAUGACUAAGAAAUACCUCCAUAACCUAAAGAAAAAGAACAUCAUUUAAUUACAACAACAUAGACUUUAAAUUAUAAAGAACAUCAUUUAAUUACAACAACAUAGACUUUAAAUUAAAAAGAGAAUCAUUUAAUUACAACAACAUAGACUUUAGAUUAAAAAGAAUCUUUAUAAUUUAUAAGAAUAUCGACUGAUGACAAGGCAGAAUCUUCAUAUAAAGCGGAAACAAAGAAUGAAGACUAAUAAGAAUCUCCAUUACAUAGAAAUGACGAUACGACUGAUCAAAAAAAUUUUACAAAAGUUUCUCCUAUACAUAAAAAUUCUGAUUAAACCUCGUCUGAUGAUAUUCCAUUGUAUAAAAACCCUUUGAUAAUAUAUCCUGCAAUCGGAAUUACUGCAUCUAUAUUGUUAGUUGGAAUUUUUAAAUCAUUUUAUAAAAAGAAUUAGAUGAUAACCUGA